CAGUGAAAUUUCCUCCCUACAAUAAAACGGCGGCAAAGAGAAACACCUAAAUAUUUCCCGCCCAAAUCCCAAUAUCGAGAGAUCGAGGUCCAGAUCGAGAUCGGGAGCGAUAGAUGGCGUCGGGAUCUGGUUCGGGUCCAUGGAGCCAAGAGGAGGGAGAAGGAGAUCGAGCGUCGAUCGAGGCGACGACCGACGUCGAGCUCCUGAAGCGAGCGUGGAGGAACGAGAAGGCAGCGCCCGAGAUCCUCAACUUCGAAUCAGAACUCGUCCAGAGAUCUAGAGAGCAGAUCCAGCUACUCGAAGAGACUGUGGAAGAAUUUAUGGAGACAGGUGCUGAUGAUCUUGUUGUGUCGCUUUAUCAAAUGGAUUUAGAUCGAACUCUAUUCCUUUUGAGAUCAUAUCUUCGGGUCCGAUUACAGAAGAUUGAGAAGUACAUGAUUCACAUUUCAAAGACAGAUCUUUGGAAUCGACUCUCUGAACAAGAACAGAGGUUCGCCAAAAGGUGUUCAGAGAUAGUGGAAAAACAUCUUAAACAAUCUGUUCUGGAUAAGUUGCCUUUUGGCUAUGGGUCCAUGCUUAAACAAUCUGUCUCAAGUGAAGAAGAUGAUAUGGUUCCUGAACCCCAGCUUGACACCUUUGUAUUCUGCAAGACCAAAACUGCUGUUGGAGCUUUCCAGUUGGAUGACGCGGGGGACGAAAUUGUUGAUUUGGUUGCUGAUGAUCUGUAUGUCCUUCGCUACAAGUCCAUAAAAGGCCUCGUGGAGGGAGGCAGGAUCGAUUUAGUGUAACAUGUGAAGCUUGGCAAUUUUAUUAACUUGCUUGCCGUAAGAUGUGCACGUGCACGCGGUGAAAGAAUGGAUCAUAGUUACAUGGAAGCGCAGGACUAAGAUAAGGUUUGCUUUAUUUGAUUACCUUCAUGUAAAACUAUGAACUCAAGAUGGCAACUGCUCUUAUAAAGAUGCUAUAAAUAUGUACGCUACUGCUAAUCUUAUAACAGAAGAAUGUUUAGUACAGAGGUUAGAAAGUAAAAGACAUAACUACUAUCAAAUUCCAUUUCUCUGUAUCUUAACGUUCAAGAUUUUGUAAAAUAUCCUAAAGAGAUUUGAGUGCUACAA
Molecule: messenger RNA, 1115 nt
Organism: Asparagus officinalis (garden asparagus)
Lineage: Eukaryota; Viridiplantae; Streptophyta; Magnoliopsida; Asparagales; Asparagaceae
Product: DNA replication complex GINS protein SLD5
Exons: 7
Coding region: 114-788 (224 amino acids)
Biological process (GO): double-strand break repair via break-induced replication; DNA-templated DNA replication
Cellular component (GO): GINS complex
Source: RefSeq, a predicted model, not a curated record